AUGCAAGUAGCACAGCUGAAUCUAAAUCGCUGUGAAUCUGGCCAGCAACGGCUGCACCAGUCAGUAGCGGAAUGGGGCAUUGAUGUCGCCAUUCUCUCGGAUCCCUAUCGCAUACCAGUAGAUAACGGGAACAGGGUGGCGGACGAAUCCAAGGCUGUGGCAAUCUUGACGACUGGUCGAUACCCAGUGCAAGAAGUGGUGAAAACGCAAGUGGAAGGAGUAGCCAUAGCGAAGCAAAUUUUCUAUAUCGAUUCAAUUAAUGAAAGACUGGAGGUUCUAAAUAAAGAGUUGAGCUUCUGUGAAGUGUUUCUAGAUUCACCGGUACAGAGUCGAAAACUAUACGGAAAAGUAAUUUUAAAAGUUCAGUUUACGUAUACAAAAGUCUGGAAAUGUUUUGCAAAAAUAAAUGAAAUUUUUGGAUGGUCUUCUAUAUUACUGGUACUGAAGCAAUUUGUGUAUCUAACUGUCACAAGCUUUUGGUGUAUAAACAAACCUAAAAUAAUGGAAAUUAAUAUACGGGAGCAGUCGGAAGCCGUGUUGGAAAUAGUCUUAGUCAUUAGUGCAUUAUACAUGCUUUGUCAUUCUGCAGCAGCGUGCAAGAAAGAGGCAUCCAAAUUAAUCCAACUAUUACUGAAACCUAUAGAGUUAACCUUCGAAGAAUGGGAUGUUCGAGACUUUCUAGCACUGUUACACCACCAACCUUUUACGAGUACAGCGAACAAAUUUUUCGAUAUAGACUACAGUCUGUUAGGGUCGACAUUGGCAGCAACAGUUACCUAUAUUGUCAUAAUGCUUCAGCUCGAGCAAAACUGAAUCUAUGAGAUAGCAUCUACAUUGAUACGUUUGAUCAUUUGGCAAAUUCAUCAUAAUUAUCAUUUUGUUGGUGUUUAGUUUAUGUCGAUGAACACUUGAACGGCGCUGAGAACGUAUGCAUGAGGGUUCAAGAUAACGGAGGAAACGACUACGUCAGUGCAACAGAAGACGGAAAUGAUCCAGCUCCCACACUGAGGGAAGUUAAGGAUACCAUGCACUAGCUUAAAACCAACAAAGAAUCUGAUAAGGAUGACAUCGCAGCUGAACUCAUUAUGAUGGAGCCAGGAUAGCUGGCCACAAGCUGGCCAUCUGUUUCUGGGAAACCGAACAGUUAUCGGAGAAGAACGUGAUCUGGCGAACAUUGGGCGUGAUCGAGGAUGGAGAGCUGCAGCUACAAACCUAGUAUUGUGGUGUACUAUUGUUGAUUAUGUGUUAUCUUAAAUGUGAUGUAGUGCAAAUAAAUGUAGUUUAUGUUAAUUGACCAAAGAUAUAUACAGUACUCAUAGAGAUGUUCGAAACAAUUGCAAAAAAUUCUCAAUGUGGUUAAUAAAUUAACAACUCAUGCAUCGUCAUUUGGGGGUUUGGUACCUCGUAGGUAGCCAGUUUGUGCAAAGUGCACAUGACUUAUUUUUUGAUUUUACGUUUCGUCUUCGACGUAGCAUCACUUUUACA
This is a messenger RNA of Malaya genurostris, 1485 nucleotides long. RefSeq names its product putative gustatory receptor 2a. The coding region runs from base 1 to 813 and encodes 270 amino acids. The record is from RefSeq and is a predicted model, not a curated record. NCBI's taxonomy places the organism in Eukaryota, Metazoa, Arthropoda, Insecta, Diptera, Culicidae. Gene Ontology annotation, cellular component: axon; membrane; neuronal cell body. Gene Ontology annotation, biological process: sensory perception of taste. The transcript has 5 exons.